GUGGAGUCAUAUCUGGUUGCACAACAGAUUUGCUGUUGAGAUUACCAACUGAUAACAUAUACAACAUGCCACAUAUUGAGUAGCCUAGAUAUUGUUUCAAUGCCAAACACAUGGAUGUAAUGAUAAUGUCAGAAUUUUCGCUCGAUGAUGCCUUAUCUGGUCAAGGAAAUGCAGGUAACCUGAGAUCGGAUCAACAAGGCAAUCCAGGCCAAAACUGGAAUAACCCCUGGGGAGGCCAAAACCCUGGAGCGCAGGGCUUUCCUGGUCAGCCAUACCCAGGAAACCCUGCGCCAGGACAAGGUCAGCAGCUUCCAGGAUACCCAGCACCAGGACAAGGCCCACAGUAUCCUGGAUACCCUGCACCCGGACAAGGCACACAGUAUCCUGGAUACCCUGCACCCGUACAAGGCCAGCAGUAUCCAGGAUUCCCACCUGGAGGCCAGCAAUACCCAGGAGUUCCCCCAGCGGGCGGCCAACAAUACCCAGGAGGAUAUCCAGGUUUCCCAGGGCCAGGACAAUCAUACCCAGGGGCUCCUACCCCAGGACAAGGGACUACUGAUCCAAAACAAUCAGUACCUUCAGUACCUUCUGGUCCACAGAGAGUUCCAUGUACCAUACCUCUUCCUGGAGGAUGUGUAAAAGGAAUGUGUCUUGAAAUUGAAGGAAUACCAAAUGGCAAGAGGUUUUCUAUUGACUAUAAAGUAGGAAAUGACAUAGCUUUACAUGUAAAUCCCCGUUUUGAUGAACACCCUAAUGUAAUUGUGCGCAAUUCAUUUAUUGGUGGUAAAUGGGGAAAUGAGGAGCGACAAUGCCCAAAGUUUCCAUUCCAGCAAGGAAAACCAUUCAAGCUUCAAGUUCUCUUUCAACCAGACUGCUAUAAAGUGGCUGUGAACAAUGAGAACCUCUGCCAGUUCAAGCACAGGAUUACCAACUUCUCUGGGAUUAAUUGUAUACACGUUGACGGUGCCCUGACCAUCUCCGGGGCAAGGAUAACUAUGGUGUAAUGUGUAAAGAUUUCCAUAAAAAGGUAUCCGGCAAC
Hyla sarda is the source of this 1039-nucleotide messenger RNA. RefSeq names its product galectin 3 (gene LGALS3). Bases 111 to 1004 code for a protein of 297 amino acids. Gene Ontology annotation, biological process: negative regulation of extrinsic apoptotic signaling pathway; positive chemotaxis; monocyte chemotaxis. Gene Ontology annotation, molecular function: laminin binding; IgE binding; carbohydrate binding. The transcript is spliced from 6 exons. NCBI's taxonomy places the organism in Eukaryota, Metazoa, Chordata, Amphibia, Anura, Hylidae. Gene Ontology annotation, cellular component: nucleus; immunological synapse. The record is from RefSeq and is a predicted model, not a curated record.